CGCCUGUUUCGAAUCGCGCGGGAUCGAACGCGCGAGAGCUCGUUGAUCUCUAUCUCUUUCUUUCUUUUUUUUUUCCAUUUUGCGCGAUGUCCCACGGCCGAUGCGUGCUUGCAUUCCUCUUCGGUUUGUUGACGUUUCUUUCGCCACGCGAAACUCACUGUGCCACGAACGUCACCGACAUCGCGGAGCAGGUCCAGGCGGAGAACGCACUGGCGAAACUGGUGAAGAUGUUCUCCAAACCGGGCGCGUUCAAGCGAAUCGACGCGAUACUUGGUGAAAAUACUAUCGAGGCAUCGUUCACGAGCUGUCCCAUGGGCGAAGAGGGCCUGGAGUGUCGAAGGGCGGAGGCUCGACGAUCGGUUGAUUGUCCUCGAGGUGACUGUUUCUGUUACGAUUGCGCCGCUGCCGGACCCGACUUGUGGGCCUCUUGUUGCCGUGAAAGCUUGAGGUGCUGCUCUCAUCUCGCAGCGGCUUGCAGGACAUGCGAUCAUCCGACAUUGUAUCCUUUCUGCGCCAAACACUUCAAGAAAUGCGUGACCCAGUAUGACGAGAAACAGAAUUAGAGAGAAGAUCUCUUCAAUGUUUCAAUUGUGAUAGUUGACUUACAAUGAGGAUUACUAUGUGACAGAAAUAUUUUACUUGUCCUCUUCGUUAUCAAAUUGUUUGCAUAAACGCUCUGACUGAAUAA
Molecule: messenger RNA, 688 nt
Organism: Acromyrmex echinatior (Panamanian leafcutter ant)
Lineage: Eukaryota; Metazoa; Arthropoda; Insecta; Hymenoptera; Formicidae
Source: RefSeq, a predicted model, not a curated record